GUAAAUUCGCACUCUUGCUAUAGCAAAAGCAGUAGAGUAUAGCACCUCAACCGUCAAGACCCUCAACUCAAAAUGGCCCAGAGAGUUACCCUCCGAAAGCGUCAGCCCUACAACACCACCUCCAACAGGAGGAGGGUCGUCAAGACCCCCGGUGGCAAGCUCGUCGUCCACCACUUGAAGAAGAUUGCUUCUGCCCCCAAGUGUGGUGACUGUGGUUUCGCUCUCGCUGGUAUCCCCGUCCUCCGUCCCCGUCAAUACGCCACUCUCUCCAAGAGGCAGAAGACCGUCCAGAGGGCUUACGGCGGUUCCGUCUGUGCCACUUGUGUUAAGCAGCGAAUCACCCGAGCUUUCCUUAUUGAGGAAGCCACCAUCGUCAAGCGUAUGCUCAAGGACAAGGUCGCCGCCAGGAAGUAAAUUGUAUCUUCUAGAUAGGUUUACCGAGUAGCAUGGAUGGCUGUCUGAGGAUUUUUUCUUUUGAGAGGGGGGAUGUAUGAUUUUACGGCA
This is a messenger RNA of Cryptococcus amylolentus CBS 6039, 504 nucleotides long. RefSeq lists its product as hypothetical. Bases 73 to 414 code for a protein of 113 amino acids. NCBI's taxonomy places the organism in Eukaryota, Fungi, Basidiomycota, Tremellomycetes, Tremellales, Cryptococcaceae. Gene Ontology annotation, biological process: translation. The record is from RefSeq and is a predicted model, not a curated record. The transcript is spliced from 5 exons. Gene Ontology annotation, molecular function: structural constituent of ribosome. Gene Ontology annotation, cellular component: ribosome.